UUCAACCUUCCUCCCUCAUAUUCAGGCACAUGAUCCCACAAUGGAAGAAACAACAUCAACUAUCAUCAUGGCUGCACUCUCCACCCUCACCCCUCCCCAAUUCUCCGAUCUCACCCACUCCAUUCUCUCCGCCACCCACCACCACCGCCGCCGCCUCGCCGCCCUCCUCUCUUCCCCCACGCUCUUCUCUCUAACCCUCCACCACCUCCACACACUCUCCCUCCCCCAGAAGACCCUCAUCGUCGCCCGCCACCUCCUCUCCUCCCUCCACCUCCUCGUCGCCACGUCGCCGCCCCCCUCCACCGCCACCCGGCAGCGCGACCUCGACGCCGCCCUGCUCCUCCUCCUCCUCUGCGAAACGCACAACCACAACCCGGAAGCCCUCGACGCACCCUUCUCCGAAUGGAGAAGAAACCUAAGCAACCUCUUCACUUAUUCAUUGCUGACUCUUUCUCUUGCACCCGUUGGGACCUGCCCGGGAACGGUUUUGAUUCCCUUUGUUGAGACGGUGACGCGGUGCUGGAGACUCGUCAGCGCGCUGGACUGCGGCGGCGGGAAGGAAGUGGGGGAGGUGGCGGCGUCGGCCGCCACGGUGGUGGCUCUGCCGUCUGUGGAGGUGAGAAACGGUGGGAGGGAGUGCGUUAUAUGCAAAGAGGAGAUGGGAAUAGGGAGGGACGUGUGUGAGUUGCCAUGUCAGCACUUGUUUCAUUGGAUGUGUAUUUUACCCUGGCUGGGAAAGAGGAACACGUGUCCUUGCUGCAGGUUUAGGUUGCCGUCCGAUGAUGUCUUCGGAGAGAUCCAACGGCUGUGGGAAAUCUUGGUUAAAAUGGGUGCAAAAGAAUAAUAAAUAGCUACCUUGAUUCUUUAUAAAAGGUUAGAGUAUUUGUAGAAUUGGUUAGUUUCACAGUGGUUAGUAACUUAAAUAGUUCUGUCCUUGGUCAAUGUGUUGCUGCAAAGAGAGGCUAGAGGAAGGGGGAAGAAAAUCCAAAUGGUUCCUUAACGUUGGUUAAUGUUUGUACUAUCUUUCUUGUUUCUUAGUCCUUCACAAAGACGCAAACGAAUUGAAGAAGGGGAGGUGGGGUCCACAGUCUAAAAUUAAGGCUUGUGGUUUUUUGAUGUUUUUGGCUCAAGACAGGGACUCCUGUGGUAGAGGGCGAAGGGUAUGACUGUGUGGCCAAAUGAGUGGAUGGACAGAUAGAAUGUACAAGUGUGAGGUUCUCUUGAAUGUAUAGACAGUGAAAGACUCGGAUAGAUAGAUACUAUGUGUAUGUGAUAUGUCCAUAGAAUCAAUAAAAUUAGCAAAGGCUUUUAGUUGCA
This is a messenger RNA of Cajanus cajan (pigeon pea), 1317 nucleotides long. It is a transcript of the gene SGR9, whose product is annotated as RING/U-box superfamily protein. The record is from RefSeq and is a predicted model, not a curated record. Gene Ontology annotation, cellular component: cytoplasm. Gene Ontology annotation, molecular function: ubiquitin protein ligase activity. Gene Ontology annotation, biological process: protein ubiquitination. NCBI's taxonomy places the organism in Eukaryota, Viridiplantae, Streptophyta, Magnoliopsida, Fabales, Fabaceae.